Messenger RNA from Diaporthe batatas, 2118 nucleotides. RefSeq lists its product as uncharacterized. Bases 322 to 2118 code for a protein of 598 amino acids. The transcript has a single exon. NCBI's taxonomy places the organism in Eukaryota, Fungi, Ascomycota, Sordariomycetes, Diaporthales, Diaporthaceae. The record is from RefSeq and is a predicted model, not a curated record.
UUGUCAGGACUUUCCCACUCUUGUUAUGAAUAUCUUGCAACUUUAACACAAUUUAAUUUUUGUCUCGGACCUGGUCUCUUUACCGACCGUCGACGUUCGUUUGAGUUUCCUUGUCAUCUCGGCCCUUUGUCGUCAACAGUCAGCGAUAACAGUUCCCUGCCUUUCUUGUGUCUCUCGAGGAGAACAGCAGCACCGAGUCACCGGUCCCUGUGACCACAUCCGAAGAAAGAAAUCUUGAAGCUCGAGCUUGGAGUGCCGAUAUUAAUCAACCAACCAUUAGUGAUUGAAACCCCAAUCCUUAAACAAAAUCCUCGGAAAGAAAUGCCUCCGCCCAGCACAUCCAGCCACAACACAAACUCGCAGGCUGAUGCCCGUGGCCCCCGCGAGCUCAAAAUCUUCAUAAGCCCCCUCAGCCCGUCGUCGCCAUCAUCCUCACCACGACCACCACCAACCCCCUGCCCCUGGCUCUGGCGCUGCCACUCAUGCUACACAAUAUACCGCCUCGCCGUGACCAGGCGAUGCCUAGACUGCGCCCACACCUUCUGCCUAGGCGACGCGGCAGGCGGCAACGGCCACACCACCGGCGGGAAGAAGAGCAGGCGCCGCAGCGGGCCGUGCAAGGCCGAGUUCGACUACACGGGGUGGAAGGCCCGGGGCGCGUGGCGGCGGACGAUGCUGCUCAACAACGAGGACCAAACCACCAGCACCAGCACCAGCACCAGCACCACCAACGUGAAGAAGAAGGGGGGCUGGGGCGACGAGCACAGGGCCGCCCGGGCCGCGGGGCGGGGCGACACCCAGAUGAGGCGGUUCGACGACAGGCGCGAGCACCUCUUCCUCCGCAAGCAGCACGACUGCUCCCUGCACUGCGACUUCCCGAGCGAGUGCCACCACGCGCUGUUCCGCGCGCAGCAGGAGGGGCGGCCCAUCCUCCGCGAGGCGCUGGCGCUGGACGCGGCGCGGGCGGCGGUCGCGGGGGCGAGGAUGCUGGUGGUGGAGCUGGAGGGGGGCGGUAACGGCGGCAACAAUGAUAGCGUCCGGAGGAGGAAGACGAAGACGAAGACGAAUAAGAAGGCCACCGGGAGGCAGGGGAACGAGGCGGCGACGUGGCUCUGCUCGUCGUCCUCGGAGGACGAGGAGGAGGGCCACUUCUCAUCCCUCCCACCAGUCGACGAGGAGGACACCGACACCGACGCAGAAACCAUCUCCCCCUGCUCCCCGACCUCGCCCGACCCGCCCGGCGACCUGAUGCGCGAGGUGUCGCCCGUCGAGUUCGAGCGCGACCGCCAUCAAGACCCGCCCGUCUCGCCAGGUGGGACGGCACAGCAUAAGCGGCGGUCCCUCCUCGCCGCGACGGACACGCCCGCCGACUUCGCCACGACCGCGGCGGCGCUGUGUUUCGACGACGACGACGACGACGAGGCGCUCGAGUUCGGCCCGUUCGUCUUCGACACCACCUCGCCCACGUCGCCGUCGCCCGGGGCCACAAACACCUCCGCCGACCUCCUCCAGGCCGCGUACAGCGAACAAGCCUGGUUCAACAACAGCAACCCCUUCUGCCCCCCCUCGACGGGCGUGACGACGACGACCAUCACAGCAGACCCGCCGCCGCCGCCGCCGCCGCCCAUCUCCCCCAAGAGCCCCGAGCGCCUCGGGAAGAGGGACAGGAUGCUCGCGCUCCUGGGGCGGCGGGGGGCUGCCGUCGUCGGCGGCGCCGGCGGCGGGGGGUCAUCCGAGCAGGGCCGCUGUUCUUCUCCCCCCUCUUCUGCCCCGGCCAGUUCGACGAGGGAGGUCGACAUCGUCAUCGAGCAUGCGCCCCUGUCGCCCCACCACCGUCACCACGGGUGGGAUGCCUGGUCCUUCCCCCCCUCCUUGGCCCCCUCCCCCUCGCCGCCGGCCACCGACGCAGACGGCGACGUGACCAUGCGCGACGCCUCACCCCCUCCCCCUCCCCCUCCUCCUGCCGACGAGGACGAGGACGAGGACGAGGACGAGGGCGUGUCCCCCGCGACCCCGACCCCGCCGCGGCGCCAGCGCUCGGGCGGCGACGGGACGGAUGAGGACCUGCGGGCGCUGCUGCGGAUGAGGAACGCGUUCAUGAGGGGGGAGAUGGUGUGA